This is a messenger RNA of Lotus japonicus, 2376 nucleotides long. Its product is annotated as serine/threonine protein phosphatase 2A 55 kDa regulatory subunit B beta isoform-like. The record is from RefSeq and is a predicted model, not a curated record. Gene Ontology annotation, cellular component: cytosol; protein phosphatase type 2A complex. Lineage: Eukaryota; Viridiplantae; Streptophyta; Magnoliopsida; Fabales; Fabaceae. The transcript has 14 exons. Gene Ontology annotation, biological process: peptidyl-serine dephosphorylation. The coding region runs from base 249 to 1808 and encodes 519 amino acids. Gene Ontology annotation, molecular function: protein phosphatase regulator activity; protein binding.
AAAAUUCCCAUUUCACCCUUCUAGAGAGAGAAAGUCCUACAUAGAGAGAGAACAUUUUUGGUCUUUUUUUUCUCUUGUGUUCCUUCCAAUGGUUCUUUCAACUGGGAACAACCCAAAGAGAAAUUAAGAAAUUGUUGUUUCUUUUUUAGAUGGGUCACCUAUGAUCUUGUGAAAACCCAGAAACACCAAUCUCUGAUGCACUCAUAGGAUUCAUUGCCCGAUUCUUCUGCUGAUUGAGGUUGUCACAAAUGGACGGUGGUGCCGAUGAGGUUGUCGCACCAGCAGCUCCGGCGGGUCCACCGCACCCUCUCGACUGGAAAUUCUCCCAGGUUUUCGGUGAACGUGCGGCUGGGGAAGAGGUUCAGGAAGUGGACAUAAUUUCUGCUAUUGAAUUUGACAAGUCUGGCGAUCAUCUUGCUACUGGUGAUCGUGGUGGUCGAGUGGUUCUCUUUGAGAGGACAGAUGCAAAAGAUCAUGGUGGAUCAAGAAGGGAUUUGGAGAGUAUGGACUAUUCUAUUGGUAGGCAUCCUGAAUUCCGUUACAAAACAGAGUUUCAGAGUCAUGAGCCUGAGUUUGACUAUCUUAAGAGCUUGGAAAUUGAAGAGAAAAUCAACAAAAUCAGAUGGUGCCAAACAGCUAAUAGUGCCCUUUUCCUUCUCUCUACAAAUGAUAAAACCAUCAAAUUUUGGAAGGUUCAAGAAAAGAAGGUCAAGAAAAUUGCUGAAAUGAAUGUUGAUCCUUCAAAAAAUAUGGGAAAUGGCUGUAUUGCUAGUUCAAGUAAUUCAAAUAGUCCUAGACCAUCUCUUUCGAAUGGUGGAUCUCCAGAUAGAUCAUGCAAUUAUCCAAGCAAUGACUUCUCAUUUCCACCAGGGGGCAUACCAUCACUGAGAUUACCCGUGGUAGUAAGUAACCAUGAGAGCAGCUUGGUGGCUCGAUGCCGUAGAGUAUAUGCCCAUGCUCAUGACUAUCAUAUCAAUUCUAUUUCAAAUAACAGCGAUGGUGAAACUUUCAUAUCAGCCGAUGAUUUGCGAAUAAAUCUCUGGAACCUGGAAAUUAGCAAUCAAAGUUUUAAUAUUGUUGAUGUAAAGCCUGCAAAUAUGGAGGAUCUGACAGAGGUUAUAACAUCAGCAGAAUUCCACCCUACACAUUGUAAUAUGUUGGCGUAUAGCAGUUCAAAGGGUUCAAUUCGUCUGGUUGACUUGCGCCAAUCAGCUUUAUGCGAUUCUCAUUCCAAACUAUUUGAGGAACAGGAAGCCCCAGGCUCCAGGUCAUUCUUCACAGAGAUUAUUGCUUCUAUCUCGGACAUAAAAUUUGGGAAUGAUGGAAGAUACAUACUUAGUCGUGAUUACAUGACUUUAAAGUUAUGGGACAUUAAUAUGGACUCCGGGCCUGUUGCAACUUUCCAGGUUCAUGAGUAUUUGAGACCUAAGCUUUGUGAUUUGUAUGAAAAUGAUUCAAUUUUCGAUAAGUUCGAGUGUUGUCUGAGUGGUGAUGGAUUGCGGGUAGCCACUGGUUCAUACAGUAAUUUAUUCCGUGUAUUUGGUUGUGCCCCUGGAAGUGCUGAGGCUACAACUUUAGAAGCCAGUAAAAAUCCAAUGAGACGACAAGUUCCAACCCCUUCAAGGCCUUCUAGAUCACUGGGAAAUAGCAUAACACGAAUUGGAAGACGGGGAGCAGAAACCCCUGGGGUUGAUGCAAAUGGGAAUUCUUUUGAUUUCACAACAAAGUUGCUGCACUUGGCAUGGCAUCCAACUGAAAAUUCAAUUGCUUGUGCUGCUGCAAAUAGCUUGUACAUGUACUACGCGUGAAGAGAAACGAUUGAAGGCGACAUAACAUGUAUUUGCUUGGUUACCUUUCUGUGGAGAAGGCUUCGUCUCCCUUCCUACCAACCACUGAGUUGGAGGUUACAUUAACACUCACAGUCUCACACUAAAAGAUGCGCCCUUCAGAGCUUUUAGUAAAGAUCCGGAAGUGGCUGUUUCCCGAUUCCCGGGUAGGCAGAAAACCUUAUUUUGUUACUGGAUGGGCAGCAUCAUCUCUCUUCUUUUUUCUCCCUAAUAUUCUUUCCCUCUAUUUCUGCACCUCCUUCCGAAAGAGAAGGUGCAGUCAAUGUUUCAAAUUGUGUUUGGCUUGCAAGUGAAGAAGAAAAAUGUCAUUGUAGCUCUCCUACAACAGAUACUAAAGGAUGUUCAAUAUCUGCCACUAGGAUCAUUGUUAAAAAAAUGUAGUUUUGUUUUUCCUUUUCUCUUUUUUUUGCCCAGAUAUCUGUGGGAUGGAGCAGUUGAAACCUGCAGUGCAUCAUUUUUUCAUUGAUUAUUUUUGUGUUGGAAUCUUAUUUGACACGGUUCAAGGUCUAAAUUUUGUUGUACCCGUCAA